AACCAACAUUUAUUUAUUUUUAUUUUCCCCAAAUGGCAGCUGCAAAGAAAAUAAAUGCGGCUUUACGCGAUCCCACCGCUCCAGGAUACAAUGUUGCACGCGAUCCUACCCUGGUGCGCAAUCGUAUAUUUGUCGGAAACCUUCCAAGCUGCACGCGAGAGGAGCUUGAAAGUAUUUGCCAUCCGUAUGGCAAAGUAAUUGGGUCCUUGGUUCAAACUCAUUUUGGUUUUGUACAAUUCGAGUCGGAGGAGGUAGCCGAUAAAUGUGCAGCGGCCCUAAACAAGUCCAUUUUCAAAUCCAAUGCAUUAACAGUGCGCAACGCAAGCGUCAAAGCUUGGCCCAGUCAGAGUGGCAAAAAGGGCCUGCAAAACACAAUAGCCGGCAUUGGUGUUGGAGCCAAUACAGUAGGACCAACAGUAAAUACUGUUCAAUGUGUGCCCGCUCCUUCAGAAGUCGUUCCCAUUAAUGAUUGUGAGAUCAUUGUGGUUAACCGAGAAAACACUAAAUACGCAGAAUUUGUUGAAGAACGUCUUACGCAGGCUGGUAUGCUUGUAGAUGUGCUUUAUCCCAACGAGGACGUAAUGCUGGGCAAGGUUUUGGCAAACAUUUCAGCCCGUGGUUGCCUUUACGCGGUUCUGGUGACGCCUCAGCAUCAAAAGCUAAACAGCAUUACCGUAAAUAUUCUGUAUGGGGUGCCGGCAGAGCAUCGUAAUAUGCCUGUGGAGGAUGCCAUCACAUUAAUUGCCACUGACUUUCGAUUGAAAAAGCAUCGGGACAAUGCAAUGCCAAAAAAUGCACCACCGCCGCCACCACAGCCCCCUCAAAAGAUUAUUCAGCAUCAGUACCGACAUCCGGAACCCAUGCAGCAGCUAUUAAACCUGUUGGCCGAUAAUCGAGCGUUACGGUCAUUUGAAUAUGAAACCCUAAUCAAAUAUUUACAGGAGAGGCAUGUCAAACAAUUAGCCGUGGAGCAUGGAGAGGCAAAAUUACAAGAAAUUGAUCCGGAAAUUGAGUUGCAAAAGAAGAUUCUUAGUAUCAUGAAUAAACCUUCGGUGACCGAUAUCAAUUAUGAACUCAUGUAUCCCACUUUUGAGGCGGCACGGGAGGACACAAGGCUAAUUCAAUUGUUGGAGGAUCCACGCGUAUUCGCUGCUUUGGAAAGUAUUUACGACUCCGAUUUGACGGACACAAUAGCAAAGUACCUUUAAAAACAUCAUCGCAUUUUAUUAUAUUCACUGUAAACAUUUACAUAUUUAAUUAAAACAUU
Molecule: messenger RNA, 1267 nt
Organism: Scaptodrosophila lebanonensis
Lineage: Eukaryota; Metazoa; Arthropoda; Insecta; Diptera; Drosophilidae
Gene: Neos
Exons: 2
Coding region: 33-1208 (391 amino acids)
Molecular function (GO): RNA binding
Source: RefSeq, a predicted model, not a curated record